Prunus armeniaca (apricot) is the source of this 387-nucleotide messenger RNA. The record is from the annotation of a GenBank genome assembly. NCBI's taxonomy places the organism in Eukaryota, Viridiplantae, Streptophyta, Magnoliopsida, Rosales, Rosaceae.
AUGGAUGUGAAUGUGAAUGAGCUGAGAGAUCAUGUUGACAGAAGAGAGAGAGCACAACCCGCCAUUGGCCAAAGAGAUCUUUGCCACUGUUGGGAGUGUGCUUUCUCUUCUUCUGUCAUCAUCUCUUGCAUUCCCACAUCUGUGAUGUUACCAGCACCGUCUGAUCUGCAUCUAUCUAACACAUAUGUGACUGGUGUUGUCUUUGUCUCGGCGGUGGCAACAGUAGUGAUGCUGGAUUGUGUCUCUCCUCGGGAGAGUUGUGAUACCUGGUGGCUGAUGUUUUGUCUCUAUUUCAAUGACGGCGACAACAGCAACAUUGGUGGUAGUUGUUGGGAUCUAGUGCUCUUCUCUACUUUGCACCGAUGGAAGAACUAUGCUUGGUCAUAG